AUGACGUCAUUUCCAGUGGAGGGAACUUAACCCGGAAAAGGGUGUUGGCUGAAGAAGAAGAACCAGAACCAGAACAGAAUCCCGAGCUGGAUCUUGACUCGUAGCCAGAAUCGGAGUUGGUACCGGGACAUCGAUCAGCUGAGACCCGAAACACCUCAUCAAUCCGCGCAGCCGCAGUUUGAUCCGGAGACUCCUGUUAGCCGCUAACAGCUAACCGUCUGGUAAGUUCGGAGAGGAGAAGAAGAAAAUGAGCGGAGGGAUGAACAGCAUUGAUGCAGUGAAGAAGAAGAUCAAGGUGUUGCAAGAGCAGGCGGAGGAGGCCGAGGAGCGAGCCGAGCGACUGCAGAAGGAGGUGGAGAAAGAGAAGAAAACCAGGGAGGAGGCAGAAGGAGAGGUGACAUCUCUGAAUCGGCGGCUGCAGCUCAGUGAGGAGAAUCUGGACCGAGUUCAGGAGAGACUGGCCACCGCUCUGCGUAAACUGGAUGAGGUGGAGAAAGUUGCUGAUGAAAGCGAGAGAGGUAUGAAGGUGAUCGAGAACCGAGCUCUCAAAGAUGAGGAGAAGAUGGAGCAGCUGGAGGUUCAGCUGAGGGAGGCCAAGCUGAUUGCCGAGGAGGCUGACCGCAAAUAUGAGGAGGUGGCUCGUAAACUGGUGAUGGUGGAAGGAGAGCUGGAACGGGCCGAAGAUCGGGCCGAGCAGGCGGACAGUAAGGGUCGGCUGGUGGAGGAGGAGCUGAAAACUGUGUUCACCAGCGCCAAGUCUCUGGAGGCGCAGUCUGAGAAGUACUCUCAAAAGGAGGACCGCUACGAGGAGGAGAUCAAGAACCUAAGCAGCAAACUGAAGGAGGCGGAGACCAGAGCUGAGUUUGCAGAACGUACGGUGGCCAAACUGGAGAAAACAAUUGAUGACCUGGAAGACGCUCUGACUUCAGCCAGAACCACCAACUCGGAGCUUCAGGCAACUCUGAAUCAAACCAUGGAGGAGCUCAACUCCUGCUGAAGCCUCUUCCACUGUGUCUCCUGGCUGAAGGCUCUGCUGCCAAAUCUGCUGAAGCUCCUUCCCCUUCCAGUGGACAGGUGGAGGUGUGGUGAGGGCGUGGCGUCCUGUCUCCUCCUCCUUUCUGGAUGAUUCCUGAUGUCACAUUUGAGUUGUUUUCUUAGAACCUCAUUCCCAGUCACUAACUGCCUUGUUUAUGACUAGUUCAGUGUUUUCUCUGAAUGUUAGUUUGCUUUGAUAAUUGAUUCAUUGAUUAAGGCCAAAUAUUAUUUCAGCCAAUUAUUUUUGUUUUGAGGGGCGUGGUUUAAGUGUGUGGUCAGCCAAUCAUGGAAAGACAUUCCACUGCCAAAUACGGCGAGCCAGGGGCCAAUCAGAGGUCAGACAUGAUGAUGUAAUAGUGUUUUUACCUGAUGAUGUCAUCACUGUGAUGGUGUCAGAGCUCAUUGUAAUGACCCAAAGUAAAACAUUUUAUAAAAUAAAAGCACCGCAUGUAAACCUGA
Messenger RNA from Girardinichthys multiradiatus, 1494 nucleotides. Its product is annotated as tropomyosin alpha-4 chain-like. Gene Ontology annotation, cellular component: actin filament. Gene Ontology annotation, molecular function: actin filament binding. The transcript is spliced from 9 exons. NCBI's taxonomy places the organism in Eukaryota, Metazoa, Chordata, Actinopteri, Cyprinodontiformes, Goodeidae. Gene Ontology annotation, biological process: actin filament organization; muscle contraction. The record is from RefSeq and is a predicted model, not a curated record. The coding region runs from base 248 to 997 and encodes 249 amino acids.